This is a messenger RNA of Tuber aestivum (summer truffle), 4293 nucleotides long. The record is from the annotation of a GenBank genome assembly. Lineage: Eukaryota; Fungi; Ascomycota; Pezizomycetes; Pezizales; Tuberaceae.
AUGUCGCAGGUGACUAUUCCAUCCCCGGUUCCCUUUGUUUUCAAACAAUUUCCUCACCGCAGCCUCCCUUCAUCUGCUGACUCUUAAUUCUCACAGAAUGUAGUAGAGCUAUGCGUCCUUCUAGUGAGAGAUAUCUACGGCGAGGUCUCUUCGGUUUGUUAACACCCCGCCCACACUACUCCGGGCCUCAGGACCUACCGGCUAACUUUGACGAGCACAGCGAGUGGUGUCUGUUCUUCUCGAGUUGGGCCGGCUUUCCGUUGUUCAACUAGUCCGCCAGCUCAAGCUUCCAGAGAAGAUAGUCAAGCAAACCCUAGCAGUCCUCAUUCAGCAGCAUCUUGUUGUCCACUUUGCCCAUCUCGAAACUGGGCAGGAGGUAGUGUAUUACGAGUGUGAAUGGGCUCAGGUUUAUGAGCUCCUGCGCGCUGGUAGGAUCAUUCGGGCCGUUGAAGAACGGUUUGGCAGCAAUGUAUUCAUUAUACCACUCUACUGCGCGAUCCGAGACUGACAAGUUUACUCCUCGUCAUAGGGCGCACUGAUCGUCAGCAACCUGCUUCAAUUGGGUCACGCUCGUGUUAGCGAUUUCCUUGUCGCCUACGGCACAUCUACCAAAAAAUCCAAGGCAAUGGCGAACGGCAAAUCGAAUGCCCCGGCGACAGAUGACGAGCCAUCUAUCACUUCAAUCGAGAUUUUGAAAUCAGUCAUGGCGGACAUGAUGAAGGAGCGGUUUCUGGUGCAGGUCCAGGAGCACCAUAUGCACAUUCGAACAGAUACCCGAAACACAUUGCGAGCACAAUUGACAUCUCAGUUGAGGAAGUCCCAACUCUCCGAGAAUAAGUUAGGAAAGGAGGUAGACAGGUUAAUGAAAAUUAAAAUGCGGGAACUGGUGGACGGAGAUACUUCGCAACACGCCGGAAUGAAAAGAAAAGCUGCGCCUACAUCAAAACCAAGGUCAAAAAAACGGCAAAAAGUUUCAAUCUAUGACUUGAUUGAGCAAGAAGAAGAGGAAUGGGAAAUCAAUGUUAGUGGGACUGGUCAGGAUAUAGGUUCAGAAUGUAAAUACUAACUUACUUUCUUUUGAACCAAUAGGAAGACAUCGUUCUUCGAAUAAAUCACGAGAAGUUCUUGGUUCUGUUCCGAAAUGCCGAAUUGGUUUCGCUGGCCGAAAGCCGACAUGGAAAGGUCAGCUCGCAGGUGUACGCAGAGUUGCUGAAACGGCUCGAAGAGAAAUACUUUCGAUGCCGUGAGCCAUAUCCGGCCGACGGUAAUGAAGAGGACGACCCUAAAAAAAGUAAGUUUCGGAUACUCAUGUCUAUGCCCCUAGAUUUAUAGCUCUUAAAAAAAAAUACGCCCGGCUCUAAUUUCUUGGCAGGAAUCAAACUUAGUGUUCUUGAGCUAUCAAAAACGUUCAGCAAAGAUAUCGACUUGGAAAAUUCGAUUGUAGCUGCUCCCCGCCCACCUAAAAAGAAAGCGAGGAAACGAAGCUACUCGGAUGCCGAGGAUGAAGACGAGCCUCACCCCAAUGGUUACAGGAAAAAGGUCAAUGGGAAGGGCAAGCGUCGGCAGAGCAACAGCGAGGAUGAUGAGGAUGAUGAUGAUGAUGACAUUUCGGACCUCGAGGAACUUUACGACGAUGAGGAGGAAGGAAUUGACGCCGAGAAUCGCAAAAAGAAAAUUCGCAUGGAAUUACUAAAGCAGCACAUGCAACUUCUCGCAGAAGACUCUUGGAAGUUUGUCCAAUUAGAAAGCAACCGUGGUUUGGGUGAAUGGAGCGUCAAUUACAAGGAGUUGGGUAAGCUUAUGAGGCAUAUCGAACUGGAGAAAGUGGUGGAAGAAACAUUCGGGGAAAUGGGCUUGAGAUUGCUCCGGAUCAUCAAGGAUAAAGGGAAACUGGAGGAGAAACAGGUUCGCCACGUUCCAUCCCUCGAGGCUUGUGUCUAGCACUCAUAAGUCCCUCCCUUAGAUUGCCAGCAUUGCCCUCCUCAAGCAAAAAGAAAUCCGCUCAAUCCUCACAGGGCUUCAAGAAAACGGCUACCUCCACCUCCAGGAAGUCCCCAAAACAAGUAUCCCCCAGAUCUCGAGAACAUACUUCCUCUGGUUCCACGAUCCAGACCGUGCGAUCCAAUCUCUUGUCACAGACACCUACAAGGCCAUGUCCAGAGCUAUCCAGCGCACAAACGUCGAGCGAGCCAAGCGCUCUUCACUACUAGAAAAAUGGGAACGCUCGGAUGUGCAGGCGAAUGUGGAGGAAUACCUUACCACGUCGGAGAAGCGCGAAUUAGAGAUUUGGCUAUCGAGGGAGGAGAAACUCCUGGGUCAGUUGAUGAGGCUGGAUAGAACGAUGAUGAUACUGAGAGACUUUUAGAUGUGAAAGAUUCCUGUUGCUAUAUACUUGCAGUGCGCUAGUGGGCAGAAGAUCUGAUACAAGGGCGGGGCGUUGAUAUGGGGUGAUGAGUACUCGUAAAUCGAGAGGGGGGUGAUUGAUAGUGUCAAUGUAUUUGUACCAUAUCGCGGCCUUCGGCCAGGCUACCUUACCUACCUGCACUACAGUCGGAUGAUAAGCACUCGCUUGAGAAACUCGUACCCGGCCGAGCAUGAGGGAUUAUAUUCUUGCAGUACGAUAGCCCCUCCCCCCCCACGUUUCCAUUCACCGCAAUACCAAGAAGUAGGAGCUCUCGAGAAAGCUUACCGCGAUAGUAUAAAAUAUUGUAACCGGCCAAUGACCAACCCGCGCUUCAUCUACGGCAUAGUACGGUACUCGCACCGGCUCCUACCCAUUCCCCACGAUGGGUCCCCCCGAGCAACUCGGGAAACCAAAAACCAAAAUUCAAAAGGCCUAAGCAAGUGAGCGAUACGAUCACCGGCCACGGUAGUCCCUCACCCAGUCCAAUAAACUCUAAUCCCAACACGAGACGAAACCUCCGCCCUCACCCGUCCAUCGCGAACACUAUCCCGAAGGCACCGUUGUCCCACACCCCAACCAGGAUACCAGUGACAAGCCCAGCGAGUGAGAACAUAUGUUCCAUUCCUCGGCUCCUACCGCGUCAUACGCGCUGAGUCGCCCCCGGCUGAGGCGAGGGUACAAGUACGAUACUCACUGCGACUGCACGGUACUUCUGUCGGGAGGAAAUUGGUACCGCACUGUACCAGUACAGUACUGGCGGUGCUUGUAGCCCGACACAGUCAGAUGUAAUAGGAUAGGGGUGAGAAGUGAGUGAAUUCCACCCCAUGGCACAGUAUGGUACAGUACGGUAAUGUAUAUGCCAACAGCUGUGAGAGAAGUGCACUAUGGGGGGAAUAUUUCAAGGGAAGCGACGAUGCACGAGCACAAGUAGCGGAAAUAACCGGUGUCCAGGGGGGUAAAAGGGGAAUUUACCAAAAAGCCAUGAGUGUUAAAUUACAUUGCAACACUCAUGAACAAGUAUUCAGCCGUCACUACGAGUACAGUACUCGCACCGGUCCGACAAAGAUCACAAACAGGACAAGUUGAGCAAAUUGUAAAGCACAAAAUGCUAUGAUACCUGGAUUAAAUUUCAUCCCGUUCGUUCGUUCUUUCCUCCUUUCUUUCUCCCCCUUUUUGAAGCCGGGGGGGGUGAGUUGAUGAUCCUUAAAGUAAUGCAAUUUUGGUCGCAACAUGGGAACCUACCGUAUUACUACUACUUUAUAAUACGGUACAUGACCCUUGGUCGCAGGAUCGUACGGUGCUUAGUCUACUCGCUCGUUUCCUUCCUUCCUUCCUUCCAUACCGGUACAGUACAGUACCUGUACUCACCCUUCGUGGGUACCGAUAGGGAGAUUCAAAGCUCUCGGUACGCGGAAAUUUGCGGGGUAUAAUUACCGCAUACUUGGUUCGCAGCGUACCGAGAGCCUUGAAUCUCCCUAAUAGCACUGUACUGUAUCCGAAUCUAGCGACCACACCAAAGAAUACAUGUUUCUUGAGAGAAAAUCUCCUACGUUAUCCAAGCGCCGAUACAGCGGUAGAGUACAGUACAUUCCUACGCCCCUAUCUUCAGCUCCGGUACCGGUACCGGAAUGUUCUCUCCAACCGGAUAUUAAGGCCAAUAGACCUACACUUUACUUACCUUACCUUACCUUACCUUACCUUACCUUGCCUUACCACCCUGUAUGUGCCGAAAGAAAAAAAAAAGAAAAGAAAAGAAAGGGAGCAGGGCUGUGUAUCAGGUAUAUCACAGGGUAUUAACCUUUUCAUACAUACAUACAUCCAUUCGUGCAUGCAUGCUUUAUAGGAAACGACCGUUUCACUACUGUAGCCUUGUACUUGUACGAGUAUAC